GGGAGCUGAAGGAGUGCCGGCGACCUGCCGGCGAGGAGAUGUCCCUGAACCCGCGCCUCAGCCGCAGCCUGCAUGCCCACCCUGGGUGGAGCGGUCGUCUUUGUCGAGCCGGGACCUGCUCUCCUUUCUCGUUCAAGCAGAAGAGGAGCUAGCGAGGAAAUAAAAACAAGCUCGAGUUAAUGUUUGAGAAGUUCGGGUGCAGGAGAGUCUGGAACUUCUGAAGCAGAUGUUCUCUUCUGUCUAUUAGACCUAGACAUUAUAAUGAUUGGAUUUUUGGCUUCUUGGAGAAACAGUAGAAAAUGCAAAACGAAAUAAUAAAGCCUGCUAAAUACUUCUCAGAAGUGGAGAAGAGUGUGCUGCUUGCAUUAGUUGAAAAAUACAAAUACGUGCUUGAAUGUAAAAAAAGUGAUGCAAGAACUAUUGCUCUGAAACAACGCACCUGGCAAGCACUAGCUCAUGAAUAUAAUUCACAGCCCAGUGUAUCACUGCGAGACUUCAAACAGUUAAAGAAAUGCUGGGAAAAUAUCAAGGCACGGACAAAAAAGAUAAUGGCACAUGAAAGGCGGGAGAAGGUAAAAAGAAGUAUUAGUCCACUUAUAAAUACUCACAUCAUAGGGAAAGAGAAGAUUGCCAGCAUAAUGCCUGAGCAAAUGUACUUUUUGCAGAGCCCACCAGAAGAAGAUUCUGAAUAUCAGCCUGAUGCUUCUAGUCAAGAGUCAUUUGUUGUCUCAAAUAGAGAACUCUGUGACGAAGAGAAAGAGCUGGUACAUUUCCCAGUAUGUGAAGGUACCUCCCAACCUGAGCCUUCAUGUUCUGAUGUCAGAAUAGCAGCAGAUAAGAACUACAGAAGUAAAGCAUCUCAGGAAAGUGCUCUGAAAAAGAUGCAUGAGGAAGAACAUCAUCAGCAAAUGUCAAUUUUGCAACUGCAGUUAAUCCAAAUGAAUGAAGUUCAUGUGGCAAAAAUACAGCAAAUAGAAAGAGAGUGUGAGAUGGCCGAAGAGGAACACAGGAUAAAAAUGGAAGUGCUAAAUAAAAAGAAAAUGUAUUGGGAGAGAAAACUGCAGACCAUCACAAAAGAAUGGCCUGUAUCAUCCUUUAACAGACCCUUUCCUAAUUCACCGUAGAACAUACAAGGGCAGAGAAUCAGUCUGAUUGAGCACAUUUAUGAGUAACGCGCACUGGAAAGAGGGUUUUUUAAUGUGAAUGUACAGUGACAGGAUAGGUGCCCGGCUGAUAGUGAACACGCUUUGACUCUUAAUGUUUAGGAAAACAGCGGUAGAGUCCACGAAGGGGAAAACUGUACUGUUCAUUUGUAGGUAGUUCUGAUUUGUUUAACUUUCAGACAUGCACAGUGUUCUAAAAUGUGAACAUAUUUUUCCCUCUCAGAAUACCCUAACAUCCUUUUGAAAUUUAAGGUACUCCGGGUAUUCUUACAUUGGCUGUUCUUAAGAAAACUUAACAGCUUUAAACAUCAGGUCAUAGAGUUUAUUUUGAUUUCUAUCUCUUCCUAUCUACAAUUUCCCGAAUGAAGGCAAGGGUUGGAGUUGCUCUCUGCUAUUGAGACAAAAGGUGAUUGACAGGUAUUGUUUGGAUUGUCAUGCUGGGGCUUAGGAAAAAAAACUUGUCUGUGGUUAAUAUAGUUCAUAACUUAUUCUGCACAGAAGAUGUGAAAAUGAAGGAAGUAGCAAAAGGACUGCUGUAGUAACUGAGCCCUUUGUGUGUGAAGAGCAGUAAUAUUUUCCAGCUGACUGGCUGAUUGAGAGAAUGGUUAUGGACUGGCCCUCCAGUUGUUUGAGCCUUGACCCUUAAGAAGUUGGAAAGAAGGUGUCUUCUUCCUCAAAAGCCAUUGUGCUUAUCCUCUCUUUUCCAGGCCCAUCUUGUAUUCAACUAGAAUACGAAAAUAGGAGUGUCGCAUGCUGCUGCCAGCACUGUGUGCUGUUCAUCUGGAGUCAUUCUGAGGGGAAGAGCUUUUUAACAAUUCCUAAAGCUCUUAAAAUGUAGCGAGCCAGCCAGUCCAUUGGCAAAGUCUCCCUCUGUCUCCCCAUGCAAUACUUGAUGGUGUAGCUGGAGUAUUUCAGCAUCUCCCUCACUACAAGAAAAGACUAAGACUCACCCUCUUUACCUUCACGUAGGGUGGGAAGCAGUUCAAGGGAAUCGUUCCUGUCUUGUAGCACUGUUCUGAUUUGUUCUGUCCUGUGAGUUACGGUGGUGUGUUUCUUGCCUUUGCUGUCAGUGAGGGGUGAUGGACAUGAUUUGUAAGAAAGCAUUCACGUGAAGGUCCUCAGAGAGUUUGGGGGCCUGGAAUAGUAGAUGGUAGGAAAGCACAAAUAAAAAUAAUCCUUCCCCAGGCAAUCAUUUAGUGUAGUGGGGCAAGGGUUAAGAAAAUGUGAAAUACAAAACUCUGCAAAGAUUCAUAAGACCUUCUGAUGUUUGAAAAGCUCUUUUACAGGAAGGUAUAGAACCAUCAUUUGAAGCAGUGAGAAAAAUGAACAAAACCAUAAAUUUUCAGUGUAUCCCAUUAUUCAAUAAAGUAUUUUCAGAUCAUGAUUUGUAAGGGCAAGUCCAUACAGUGAGCAACAUAUUCAAAUUAGGGUAUGUUACAAAAUGUACAUUCCCAGUUACACUCCCAUCUCUUCCCUGGAUGUUCUUUCUGGUGGAGCGAGUUUCUUUUGGUUUUGUUUUGGGGUUUUUUUUUGUGUUUCUUUUUCUUGAACUGCUUUCCCAGCUGGUGAUUCAUCUUUGCAAGCACUGCCAUUAUCAACCACAGUACUCACUGUGGUUAACGCUGUGGUACAUGCAUUGAUCCCUUCAACGUGCUAACACCAGCAAUCGCAAUGGGAGUGACUUAUUGCAACUUACAUUAUAUGACAGAGAAAAAAAAAAAUUGCAGAGCUGCUGUAAGAUCUAAAAAAUAGGCCAUGCAUGAAAUCUGAAGACAGAUCUUUUUGACAGCAAACUCAGUUUUCUUAUAAAUUGGCUGCAUGAAGGAAGCACAGGACUUCCAAAGAAUGAUAUCAUUAUGGACACUUUUAUUUCUGCUGAAUGGAAACACUAUUGGAAGGUAGAACAAUGAUGUGUGAUAACAGUAGAGGCAAAAGAAAGACAUAAACAGGAGUGAGGACCUUUUUGUUUGAGGUUGCGUUCUGUGGUCUGGAAGGUGAGUCAGUUAUUUGAGUGGUUAUGACAAUUGCUCAGGCACCAUCCAGAAAAAAGAAUAGGAAAGACAUUUCUCUUAACCAAUGAUGGGAUUCCUUCUACACUGCUUCUAAGUGAAAGUAAUUUGAAACUAUGAAAUUGAAACCAUGUAUGUUAAGGUGUCGAAAGGUGAUGGAUGGAGACGAUGUCAGCACUGUGAAGAGAGCAAGAAUGGAGAGACAAUCUGGGUCUAGAUAACCCCAUGAGAAGGUAUGAAAUAGUCCAGGGAGAAUCUCAUGAUAUUUGAGAUAAGGGUAGUUUUGACUCCUGAAAGUUAUACUACUGCUCAUGAAAGAUUUUUUUAUUUUUAUAUUAAAAAAUAAUUUAAAAUAUGCAUGUUUUCAGACUGUACUAAGUGGGCAAUGCCUUGCAUUUUGGUGUAUAUACUUAUUCUGAAACCAAAAGUUACAGUUCUUAGGCUGAACAACAGACCCUUUUAAUUCAGCUUCUAUUCAAAAGAAAGAAAAUCACAGGAGAAAAAUUAGAAAAAGCCAAGAUGAAGAUAUGAAAGAAAGAACGAUCAGUACAUGCGUAGCGGAAGAAUGGGAAUGUCACACCUAACACAAAAGGUACAAGACGCUUUUGUGGCACAGGUAAUAGAUGGCUUACUGGUGCCACAGGCUUUUGCUUUCCCAUCUGUGGCUGACUGUUGGUUGCUGUAAGGCUGGGUGAUAGAUAAAGAAAAAUGUAAAAGACCAACAAGAUGAAGUAAUGUGUCUCCUUGCCCAGCUUUGGCUUCUCCAUCUAAAGGCUUUGUAAAGCGAUUGGUGCAGUGGAGUUUAAACAACAUGAGAAAUGUGGCUUUUACAAUUUUUUUUUUCUGCAAUUACUUCCUCUGGUAUUAGGGUUUAUCUUUUCUUUUGUUCAACUUUUCUUAUGUGUAAUAUAGCCAUCUCAGACAAUAUGUCCAUUUGUUCCUCUCCCUUUUUUCUAGCUUACAUCAUUCAGAUACUUUCACAUAGUUGUGUUUUCCCGUUAACCAUUUGGCCAAGCUGUACAGGCAUUUUCCCAAGGUUUCUCCAUAGAUAAAAUACAGCAGUAUUUUAAGAAGAAUAUACCUAUUAUUCUUCUCUGGAUUUGUUAUACAAGUUAUUGGCAAGAAUGAAAUUAAAAUGGGCAAAAUGAUCCCUGCUUAACUCCAUAAGAAAAAAUAUAUACCAGACAUGUUGUGGCCAUUGUUCUCAGCCUCUUUGUUCUCAUGAAGAGAAACCAUGCCCUCCUAGGCGAGGUAUGGUGAAGUCCUUUAUGGUCCCAAAAAUGACACUAGCCUGGUUCCUAGUGCUGUCUCUCCUUGGAGAUCAUCUAACUUGUUAUCUGGUAUAAUGUUUUUUAUUUGUUGAUUUUUUCCUUCUGUAUUUCUUUCUUAUGCCUGUGUUCCCCCUUGUUUUUUAACCAGUAGUAUGAGCAGGGGGUUUCAUCCAGAGCUGUGUGUUUUGCUCUUUCCUUUCUCUUGCCCAGAUUGCCUAUUAUCACAACAUUUGAGCAUGAAAUGGGUGCUCCUCACAGUUGUCGUCUUCCCCUUCCACAGAAAGCAUGUUCAGUAAGCCUUUUCCACACAGCUGCCCAUGCAUUUUGGAUUCUGCGCACAGGCUAGGAAACAGAGGAUUUUGAAGAGACGUUAGUGUAGUGAAAGGGCUGUAUAGAGAAGAGCACUUUCUCCAUUCCAACUCCGUGUAAUUCUGGGAGGACAGUCUGUGACUACAAAGUCAUUCAUCAGGACCAGAGCUAAUGCAGGAUGCUGAAGCUGCGUAAGUGGUACUGAUUCUUCAUAAAUACUUGGGGUUCUGCAGAGGUUACGUUUGGGGUUUCCUGAUAACAAAGUUCCUUCUUUCUAGGUAGUGGAAGAGUCUCAGUGGAAGAUUUUCACAGAUACUUCCUCAAAUCGAGGCUCUUACCUUGACAAAGAAAUGACCCAUCUUGCAAUCUAUUACACUACUUCCUUCAACACCCAGGGUGCUCUAUCACAGGAGCAAGGGAUCUUGCUGCUUGCCACAAAUCCUCUCCGUGAUGCUUCUUCCUGCGCUGCAGAGAUGUGUUUAGCCAGGGCUGAAAGAUACAGCCCUCCUGGCCAGCCAUUGCUCAGAGAAGCGGUCCUUACAGAGCAGGUGCAGCUGGUGUGGCGGAGCUCAGCACUCAGACCGCAGGGCUGAAAUAGUCCCGUUGCAGCCCUGUGACCAGAGAAAGGAAGAGUGGCUCAGGGCUACCCUUUUCUGAGUUAUACCACAUCUAGGGCAGCUGAGGAUGUGGUCCUGAAUUUUGUUUGACCAUUUAUCUUUGUGUGUUUCCAAUACCAAGUGUUAGCGGUCUCCCAAGGAUUUGUAUGAUUACAUAGGUGUUUUUCAAUGAUCUUUUGCAGAACUUUUUUUUUGCUGGUUGUAGUUACAGAGGCUUUUACAAUCUGUCCUCCUCCUUCUUCCUCGCUUGCAUUAUAAUGCUUCCAGUUUCAUUCUGAAUCUCUGUGGUUACAGACCGUACAACCCCACAUCCAUGCAGUGCCAUAUUUUCAGGUAUUUUUCUCAUUAUGACAUUGAAAUGAUAAACCACUACACAUUUAUAUAUUGUUGCUUUGGGGGUAGGGGAAUUACAUGUAAAUCUUAAAAUAACAUUUUAAUUGUAUUUUUUCCAGGCAAGUAAAGUCCCUCACAAGUAGUCCUGUGAUUUCAUAUUUUGAGCGCCUGUUCAAAAAACUGUUUUUAUAAGACCGAUGCAUCUUUGUUGUUUUCAUAAGAUAAUCGCCUGUCUUUUCACAUUAUUUGUCUAUUUCUUCUCAAAGCAGCUGACUAUAAACUCACACAUCAUCAUUCCUCCUUAACUUUGCCUCUAGUUAGAUAUUCAGAAAUGUUUCCGUGCAAAGUAAGUACUAAUGUGUACUAAAAUUAAUACAUUUAGGCUAAUAAAAUAAACCAGGUAACAAGAUGAUAGGAUAAUAUGCAGCGACUGUUAAUAGAAUUUAAAAAAUAUUACAGAGGACAGCUCUGUACAUCUGAUAGAAAGAAAGAAGACAAUUUGUUGCCAUCUAUAAGAAUAGGAUAAUAUAUUUUUACAGUGAAAGCAAACAGUGAUCUCUGUUUCCGGUAUCACAGAUCAACUGCUGUGCUGAUGAUUUACAAGGGACUUUGCUUCUUAGACAUUUUAAUUUUUUUAGGUUGGUUUUUUUUGGUCAUGGAAUUACAUAAACCAGCUUGAUUCCCUUAUAUGUAAAGAAGGUGCACAUAGAAACGUGGACGGAUUUCUGGGCCUAAAACAAGAGCAAUAAAAUAGAAAAUACUAGCUGUGGCUCUGAACAUUUUACUAUUCUGGUGGUGAAGGGAUUAGGCAUCCCACAACAUCGUCAGUCAUGUUGAUAACACUGAACAAAUUAAAAACUUGCAAAGGCAAAAAAAAAUGGGCUGGUAUGUUUUUCAGAGCGAGUCAGCAGUGGAGACAGCUCUUAGCUCUCCUGAGAGGUAACACUGUCACGUAUGUCAAACAGUUCCCCCGCGUGGUCUUCACCUUCCUUGAUUACUCUUUCCUUUGAGACCCUGGACACCUCCAUCAUACCAUUCACAGCUCCAAGUGCCUGACAAUAAGAAAAGUAACCACAUCAAGUAGGAAUCCCGCCAGAGUUAUUAGACCUCACUCUUUACUAAACUGAGGUUGGACAAUCUUCUGAGACUGCAUUAUCCAGACACGCAUGCUAUGCACUGCGGAAAGGCAUGUGAAAUUUGUCCAGCACGUAGCCUGCCAAAUGGCAUAGGCUAUACACCAAGGAAAAGGAAAAGAUUGUCCACCGCAUGGCUGUGGGUUAUAAAGCUGUUACAUUCAUGAGGGCGUAUGGAUGCAUCUCACUGGAUGGUCAACCUCUUUAACAGUAAGAAUCAAGAAGCAUUUUUGCCAAAUCUUCUAAUUCAUCCUAGUCUAGAUUUCCCAAGCUGUCAAAACAGCCACAGGACAAAAACAAAAGGAGAAAAAAAAGAAAAAAAUAAGCAGUCAAAAUAGCUAGAAACAAUCUGUUGCCUUCCUGAUGAAGAGCUGGCUAGAUAAAAAGCUACACUACAUAUAUGUAUGUAGAGAAAUAACUAAUGUAACAGAAAUAAAGCAAGAUAGAUUUUUUAGAUCAUCCUUAUUUAAUUUAUGUGGGUUUUUUUAAUGUUGAUUGAGAUUGUUUGUUUUCCUUUUGUUAUUGAGUCCAGCUGCAGAAUAGUUGUGUGCUUCAGUUUCUGACCAAAUGUUAGAGCACCUCAUUAAUCACAUUUGUUUGGCAAGAGAGUAGAAGUAGGUUUGCAUUCAGCACAACUUGAGAUUGAUUGUAUUCCACACGUCUUCAGACAUUUCUUCUCAUAUAUGAGAGGCUGUUCUUGGACAGCCCUGAAUCUGAAACUGGCAUUAUACACCAAUUUAGUAGUAAUUUAUUAUUUAUAUGGCACUAAUGAGGUGACUUAUAAGCUGCUCAAGCCCUGUCCAUUAUUUGGUCACGUACAAAUCCCUUCCCAUUUCUUAGAAUUAUACCCUGAAAUUAUGUACUAAGCCAGAAAUGGAGCAGCUGAAUCGCCCGUAUAAAUUCCUGCCACGCAUUCUGUAUCACAGUAUAAUGCGGGGGAAAAAAAUCCUGCUUCUGUUUCAUUGUGGAGUUUUGCAAUUUUGACCUGUUACUCUCACCGAAGCUUUGCUAUAAAUUGUUUUGUUCUAAUAGACACCUGUGUGUUCCCACAGAACCGUCCUUCAACCCAAUGAGCCACGUGGCUUCAUAACUUUUGAAUACCAAGCCUAUGGACUGUACAAAGUCUGAAUUGACACACACAUGAUAAGCUCCAUUUAUCUGAAAAUGAUCUUAUAAAUGCUCUCACAUACUGAGACUCAGAAAAGCACAAAUUAGGGAGGUGAUGUGACGGAUUUGGUAUUUAAACCAGGGCAGAAAUUUUGGCAGGCUGGGAGUUAUCAGUGCUGACCUAAUAGAGAGGUUCAACCUCUGCUUAAGGAACAAUAAUGUCCAAUCCAAAUAUUGCCUUACCUCCAACUUGCUAUCUAAAAUGAGGUGUAAUGAGAAGUCCUUGCCAAAUAAAGCAACAUUAGUUUCCAAAAUGCACUUGUUUUGCUUUCAAUUACUGGCUUGCAUGAGGGCUCUGAGGCUAGACUGGGCUUUAUGUUGCACUCCAUUGGUGGCUGAUAGCAUUUGAAGAAGACUUCCCAUACUGAUUUUGUUCUGUUCUUCUUGAAUGCAACACUCCGACUUGGAUGCACUUAGCCAUGCAGUGGUGCCAGUCGGACCAUGGCUCACGUUCUCAAAUUGUCUGGCACUGGCUCCCUGCAUCUUUUCCGAUUACCAAAUGAGCGGUGGUGGAUGAAUUUGAAUAAAAAAUUAGGGGCUCUGACCAGCAGGAACAACCAUCAUUGCUAACUGUGUCACUGAGGUGCCUUGUCACGCUCAUAAGGUGGCAAAUUUAGAGGUAUAAUCAAUAAACGAUCGCAAUGGUACUUUGUCUCAGCCAAUUACAACACUGUCUUCUGGGGUAAAUCUUGCUUUUACUCCUCUUGUAGACUGAUAAAUUAAUUGCUUGCUUCCAGUUUAUGCUUCCACAGUCCCGCAGAAGCCAAUACAUUUCUCUACAUGUUGCUGAGGGCUUGAUUGACAAGUGUAGAUCUCCACUCUCAUUCUGGUCCAAAUGCCACAGCUACCAAUGCUGCUUCUGUGAAUCCAGCAUGAGCGCGCUGUCAGGGAGCCAGGCUGGGAAAAUCAGGCACGGGAAAAGCCUGGCUUAAACUUAAGCCCUUCUCUUACACACAGCAUGGACAUAAGUGGCUCAAGCCCCACGGCACAGCGAACUCAAGCCCACAUCCUGUCACAACUUAAAACACAAGUAUGGACGUAGUAACAGCAGUGGGUUACUCUGGUGAUCUGUGAAAACGGCUUUGGGUGGUAAGCAAUUGGCUUUUUAAAUUGUUACAUAUUAAAAUCUUCCAAAUCAUGGGACAGGUUAAAAUUAUGCCCUGUCAAUGUUCAACUACCAAGAGCAAUAAAUUAACACAGCUUCAGUCCGACAGAUUCAGUUUUCUGUUAGGAUUUGGUUAACUGGUAUGGUUAAUAGAUCACACAGGUAUGCUCUCACCUUUCUUCCUUGUAAAAUCUUCACUACUUCCAUCAAAUUAGCUCACGUUCUUAAUAAAAAAAUAAAACCAACUAUGUUAAUCCAUCCCCAGUUAGAUAGAUAUGCAAAUUCAACCAAAUGAACAAUGUAUC
This is a messenger RNA of Aptenodytes forsteri (emperor penguin), 9412 nucleotides long. It is a transcript of the gene MSANTD3, whose product is annotated as Myb/SANT DNA binding domain containing 3. Bases 300 to 1124 code for a protein of 274 amino acids. The transcript has 5 exons. Lineage: Eukaryota; Metazoa; Chordata; Aves; Sphenisciformes; Spheniscidae. The record is from RefSeq and is a predicted model, not a curated record.